AGUAGUGUACCACUAGAACAAAAAGGUCCUUCAGUUUUAUGGCUGUCAAACUCUCUUCUAGAAUCCUCGUCAGCAGCUUUACCCAUAAACAGCUCGUCCAGACAGCACUACAAGAACAGAAUCGUAGAACAUUGGCAGGCAUUCAAUCCAACACAGGUUCGAUUGUCGUUGUACAAGGACAAGAAAGAGGUUGUUCUUUUGGUAUUCAACGCCACAGGAUCUACCAAGACCAACUGGUUUUCUCGUGAUCGUCUUCUAACAAGUCCAUGGACUGACAUACAUUCCCAGCCUGUCAACGUCUUCUCCAUAACUGGUGCAAUCAGAGAGAAUAUUUUGAGGCGAACCUUUUACAUAAACAGUGAAUAUGGUGGGUGCUCAAGUGACUCAGGAUGGAUGGUUCUUCAGGAGAAGGUCCCAGGACAAUGCACCUGGGAAAACCAUUUUCAGUACUUCUCGGUAUUAUAUACCAAAACCAACCGCCGCGUACCGUGGUCAAAAGGUGCAUGGUCCGUGGCUGACAUGAUGGCCAUAUACAUACGAUGAUCACGUGAUAUGAUGACUAUAUACGUACGAUGAUCACGUGAUAUGACU
Actinia tenebrosa (Australian red waratah sea anemone) is the source of this 591-nucleotide messenger RNA. RefSeq lists its product as uncharacterized. NCBI's taxonomy places the organism in Eukaryota, Metazoa, Cnidaria, Anthozoa, Actiniaria, Actiniidae. The record is from RefSeq and is a predicted model, not a curated record.